AACAAAAAGUCAGAUGAAUGAGAGAAUAAGAGCAAAGCAAAAACAAGAGCCUCUUCUUGCUUUCUUCCCUCUUCCUUCCUGACCUCCUUCUCUCUCUUUAAUGAUCCUUUUUCGCCCCUUCCUUUCUCGUCUCCUGUAUUCCCUCAGCGUGAUUCUCCACCAUCUCCAAAGACCCGUCCAACUUUAUAAAAGAAAAUAACAUUAAAAGAUAACGGACACCAUGGUUUUCUCUUCUAUUCCAGUCUAUUUAGAUCCUCCCAAUUGGCAGCAGCAACAAGAUUAUCAUCAAACAAAUGAGACAAGCGAGCUUCCACCCCUGCCUCCACAAGCCCCUCAUAUGGGCUCAAUCAGGCCUGGAUCGAUGGCUGAUAGAGCCCGGCUAGCCAAGAUACCGCCACCGGAGGCAGCUCUGAAGUGUCCUCGCUGCGAAUCUACCAACACAAAAUUCUGCUACUUCAACAACUACAGCCUGUCUCAGCCUAGGCACUUCUGCAAGACCUGUCGGCGUUACUGGACAAGAGGCGGCGCUCUCAGGAACGUUCCGGUGGGCGGAGGAUGCCGCAGAAACAAGAAGACCAAGGGAAGCCGCUCCAAGUCUCCUGCAGUCUCCGACAAACAGCCACUGUCGUCCGAUCCCUCGGGCGGGGCCGCAGCCUCCGAGCUGAUCGGUCAAUUGCCGCCCCACGCAUCUAAUUUACCUUUCAUGGCUUCGUUACAGAAUCUGAGCCGCUGUGGCGUGGGAAGCAUGGGCCUCAACUUGCAAGGGCAGAGCGAUCACCACAUUUUUCCCAUAGGACUUAAUGGAAGUAAUAUUUCAAGCGUAGGAGUGGACCAGUGGCGGCUACAGCAGUUUCCUUUCUUGAAUGGUUUUGAUCAGUCAAGUUCAGCUGCAAACCCAUUCCAAAGCCAAGUUGGGGGUUCUAGGGUUACACAGCUGCCUCCAGUUAAAUUGGAAGACAGUGGAGCCUUAAACUUGUCUAGGUCACAAGCUCCGAGCACGUCGGAAAAUAACAACCAAUACUAUUCAUGGACUCCUACCACAGAUAAUAUAUCUGGUCUUGCCUCCUCUUCCACGACCCAUGUCUUGUAACUUCCACAUCAAUUAAUUAUUGCACCACCAUGUUUAAUGCAUUGGAGAAAUUCAAGUUCCCAGAUGAUGUACAUGCUCCACCAAACUUCCUAGGUCUGUUCCCAGAUAUGGUCAGAAUUCGACACACACACACACACACACACACGCACACGUCUUGUUGCCUUUGUUUAUGUUCCGGAUCGUGUCUCGUGUACUAUACGGGCUUGAUUUGUUUAACUGUGUGUGCCUGUACGAUGUAAUGUUUUCUGUUUGCUAUCUGGCGUUAUGACCUCGCCUGAAUACAGAAUCUUCCGAUCGAGGUUACCUUGGUAUCCAUUUCUAGCUAGACAUGCCCCACACGUGCUGCUUCGCCUGCAUUUGUCGCCCACAGGUGACACGUCCUUCGGUACAGAAUAGAAAACUGAUACUGAUAAUAAAGAAUGUGCCCCUCCUCGUUAGCUUUAUGCCAGGCAGUGUAUCUCGGGAUAGUUGUUGGGACUUUAAGAUUUAGUAAGUUUAUGAUAUAUAUUUAUUUAUCCAGUUAAUCUUUACAUCUUCUAUAUACAAGUUCAUACUCCUCAUGCAAAGCCCUAUGCUUGGUUUGAAUA
Molecule: messenger RNA, 1677 nt
Organism: Prosopis cineraria
Lineage: Eukaryota; Viridiplantae; Streptophyta; Magnoliopsida; Fabales; Fabaceae
Product: dof zinc finger protein DOF3.6-like
Exons: 2
Coding region: 221-1090 (289 amino acids)
Biological process (GO): regulation of DNA-templated transcription
Molecular function (GO): DNA binding; DNA-binding transcription factor activity
Source: RefSeq, a predicted model, not a curated record